Trypanosoma cruzi is the source of this 2850-nucleotide messenger RNA. RefSeq lists its product as uncharacterized. NCBI's taxonomy places the organism in Eukaryota, Euglenozoa, Kinetoplastea, Trypanosomatida, Trypanosomatidae. The coding region runs from base 1 to 2850 and encodes 949 amino acids. The transcript has a single exon. The record is from RefSeq and is a predicted model, not a curated record.
AUGUCUCGGAGCCAAAAUCAGGACGGAGAGGAGGCGACUGGCCGCGUGUCCGCGCGUGCUGUUCUGAGGACAAAGACGGCGUUUCAAAUCUACAAGGACGAUGGCGCACAAGGGAAUGUCAGUGACUUCAGUACGCUUCCCAAUGACGAGGUGCUGCCGUACAAGAUACAAGCCGACGAAAUGACUCUGAUGGGGGCCCUUGAAAUUGUCGAGGCAGACCCCGCGGACCGAAGGAUGUAUGGACCCGCCACCCUGCACCUGGUGGUUAACUACUUGUCCGACAUUCUCUCCUUCAUCCCACUGGGGGGCCGUUCGCACGAGUUGCCGACAGUCGCCAUAAACUACAACGCCCUUCAGCGUGUCGUGGCCCUGUACGGGGUCCCAGAAUCCGUGAAGGACGCACUCGCGCAGCUCGCCGCAUCAUAUCUCAGCGCCUCCGAGGUGCCUAUUCGUGACAUUUCUUCCUUGCUGGAUAAAUUUAGCGACACUGAAAAGGCCCUGCGGCAUGAAUUGCGUGACGCGGGGGAAAAGGUUGGGAUAUUUACAAGAUCCACCGUCCCUGUCUCGACGUUGGCGACAACAGGUGAGACGACCAUCAAUGAUGUUGUCGCCCCUGCAGCGACCUCACAGAAACUCCCGCGGAAGCGCCGGGCCUCCUCGCGGGAUGAAAUAUUGCCCGCAAGAAAAACAGAGGAGGCCGACACGGCGCCACAAAUUAAGGUGAUGAAAAUGGAAGGGCAUGAGAAGGCACCCAGUAAUGCGAAGAAUAACAAUUCGCAGUUGACAUUGCAGCGACUGACGUAUGGCCGCCUGCGGACGCUGACAAGUCAAGAGAAGAAGGUUGUCACACUCCUGAAUCAAAUGACUCAGGUUCUUGGUCAGGUGUAUGCGGUACGGUACAAUAACCUGCUGCCUAUAUUUGAACUUCUUGAAAAUAGGGUAAAACAAGCACAAGAAAUCAUCGAUGCGGAGCGUGCCAACAUUCAGUCUAAAUCCGAAAACACCGAGUUAUCGCCUGAGCCGUUUUUGGAAGUGACACUGGAUGGCAUUUUGCGGGCGAUUCAAAAUGCUUCUUAUCGGUUUAAAACCGAUGAGGAAUGCCGCUAUGAAUUGGAUGAGGAUUUACUUCACCCCAUUGCACACGCCUGCAUGACAGAAGUUAACCGCAUUGAGGGAUUCACCACGUUGCCUUUUGAAGGUCCAUCCAACCAGGCAAUUAAAGCCAAGGCCAAGGCACGCGAAGCCGCGCGAGCAAAGCGGGAGGAGCAACGUGCAAAGGCUCUUGAGCGGGCAAAGGCUAAGGAAGAAUUACAAGCAAAGAGAGAGGAGGAGCGAAAGCUACUACGUGCCCACCUGGGUGAAUUGGACCCGACGAGCCUCGUGGAGGACAUGAGUAUUAAAAACCCCAUUCAAACCGGUUACGUGCGCUAUAGCAAAUUGCCGCUGGAACCGCCUGAAGACUACGAAAGGGCCCUCUUUAUUUGGGUCAUGAUUACAUCGCUGCCCAGACCGCUUCAUCUUUCACAGAUGCCGUUUAGUUUGUUUCUAAAAGGCCUGUUGUCGGACGAAGGAUGCGAUAAUGGGCUUAUGGAGGAAGUUGUGCUUGCACUGUUAAAUUUGGCGAUGGAAGAACUACGCUCCUCCAAUGGUCCGAAAGUCUUGACACGAGGUAAAGACUGGUUCGGCAGCAUGGUUGAGUUUGUGGCGGUAUGCAGCGGUAACAAAAAGACACGCCCACCGCGGCGCCCGAAGGUUGUCUCGUACGAAGAAGAGGAAGAGGAGGAGGAAGAGGAAGAGGAGGAGGAUGACAGUGACGAGACGGGGGACGAAGAAGAGGAGGACAGUCGAAACACAGAAUGGGAGGAGGAAGGAGACGAUAAUGAUGAUGAAGCGGAAUCCGCCGAAUCAAACGGGGAGGAAGAGGGAAAAGUGCAAACAGAAGGGGAAGAAAAGAAGGAAAGCCUGAAAAAAAAAAAGACCCCAGAAAAUGAGACAGACAACUUGGACGCGGGGAUAAAAGCCACGCUGGAAAAAGUAGCGGAGCUGCGGCAAAUGGCCGCUUGGGGUAACGUGGACAUAGAGGAUCGGUUAAAUCUUUUGCGUUACAUGGUGUUGGCGGCUCUUAGCUCUCCCGUAGCGAGGGAAGGGGCGGAAAAGAUUAGAAAGAUGCAUGAGGAUAUGCAGGUAACGAUGGAAAAGCGAACGAAGGAAAUUCGAGAAGGAGUCCAUAAGGAACUUACUUCUUUUUUUCGGCAUUUUUCUUCUUCGAAAUCAGCGAAGGGCAACUCCGAGACAUAUGAAUCCAAGCGGAAGAAAUUGAUUGAAGAGAUGGAGCAGAAGCUGCAAAAUAUCGUGAAUGAACAUUUGGGCAUGCAGGACGGAAAAGACAUUGGUGCCCUUAUCCGCCCACUCGGUAUGGAUCGCUACCGACGAAUGUUUUGGCGAUUUCCAUUUGAUCGUCACGUUCUUGUUCAAUCGACUGCUGCCACGGAUCCCAACUUUCCCAUAUUGCCUGAGCCACGAGAACUUUUGACUGAGAGCGUGAAGGAUCUAAAACCCAAGUUGCUUGAUGACUCAGAUGAAGACAACUUCAGUAAUGGAAAUGGCAAUGGCCAUACGAACCACAGGGAAGAUGUUACGCAGCGGGUGUGGGGCACUGUGCCGCCGGAAUAUUUAGGGCACUUCAUUGAGGGAUUAGACCAGCGGGGUGUAAGAGAGGCGGCGCUCCGACGCACACUUGAAUCCAUUCAGCCCUAUUUGCUUAAUUUGAAGGAGCCGCCAGUUAGCCGUGUGACUCGGACGCGGUCUCACAGCUUUGGCUAUUUCAAUAAGUUGAAAAUUGAACCAUAA